Amborella trichopoda is the source of this 486-nucleotide messenger RNA. Lineage: Eukaryota; Viridiplantae; Streptophyta; Magnoliopsida; Amborellales; Amborellaceae. The record is from RefSeq and is a predicted model, not a curated record.
AUGGUGCAAGUCUUACGCUACUGGAGGUACUACCUUAUUAAUAGAGAGUUUGUUGUAUACUCAGAUCAUGAAGCACUCCGGUAUUUGAGUUCUCAGAAAAAAUUGAAUGCGCUACAUGCUAAAUGGAUGGCCUUCCUUCAAGAAUACAUCUUCCUAUUAAAGCACAAGGCUGGAACCCAAAAUAAGAUAGUUGAUGCUUUAAGUAGAAGGGCAGUGUUGCUUAGAACUUUAUCUAUGGAAGUGUUAGGGUUUGAAGUGAUCGAAGAUCAAUAUAAAGUUGAUCCAAUUUUCAGCAAGGUCCUUGAAAGGUGUGUUGAUGGGCGAGACCCUAUGGGUGAGUAUAUCACGCAUGAUGGUUGUUUAUUUAAAGAUGUGCAGUUAUGUAUACUUGAUUGCUCCCUAAGGGAGAAGAUAAUCAUGGAGCUUCAUGGUGGGGGCUCGGGUGGACACUUUGAGAAGGACAAAACUAUGGCUAUGGUUGGAUAA